UUCACUUAGUGACAUGGUGACACUUUAAAACAAUUUUGCUCAAAGUAUAAGCGGUUGUGUUAAUACAAAAGUUAAAUUGAACCGUUUUUGUAACCAUGGCAACGAUCGAACAGCUCGGAUAUAGCGCAUUUUUUAUCGUGUUGACCUGCAUUUUUGCUAUCGUGGCGCGAAGACUUAACGAACGAUUAACGAAAAAUGCAUUGGUGAAAGAGUUGGUUUUUGAGGCGAUUGCAGCAGCAGAGCUGUGCGGCUGCUGUUUCGAGCUAAUCAUUGUGGCGGACAACUUUGGCGUUGCAACAUAUGCGGUAUUUCUGUUCACCCUCACCAUUUGGUGGGGACGUAACUGGGGUUCGGCUACCGCCUGUCCCUACACCUAUAUGGAACAAAUUGUCGAAGGCGAAGUCAGUUUGAAGGAAGCUGCUCUUAAGAUUUGGGCUCAACUGAUGGGCGGAUGUUGCAUUUUCCGCUACGUGCAGCUGUACUGGUGGCUCGAGCUGGCAGAAACUCACGAAGGACGUGCCUUUGAAGAUUGCAAAGCUGAUUUACAGGUGAACCUGUAUCUCGGUGCGUUUAUUGAAGGAUUUGCAACACUCUGCUGCCGUUUGGCGUCCAAGGUGAUAUCGGAAAAGGACGCCCGGUUUGGUGCGUUCAUCGACUCCUUCAUCGGUACCAGCCUCGUGGUUGCCGUUUAUCGCACAGCAAUUUUUAUGUUUGCAGCAUUUAACUAUUCGGGCGGAUACUUCAACCCGGUGCUGGCCACCGCCCUCAAGUGGGGCUGUGCCGGUAAUUCCGCCCUCGAGCACAUCAUUGUGUACUGGAUUGGUUCCUGUGUCGGAGCGGUCCUCUCGGUGCCCCUGUUCAAAACGGCCAGCUUCCGGAACAUGUUCUUGUCGGACAGAUCCAAGCAGGAUUAAUGUGCCAAUGGAAAAAACCAAAGCUACUCCACAGAUGCGAUAAACUAGUCAAACGAAGUGUGAUUUAACUGCUCGAGUAAUUUAUUUGCUAUGUUAAUACGGAAUCCCAUCUCUUGAUCAGCUCGUAUGCGAUCCAGCGGUUGUGUUGUGGGGCAUUUCCCUGCCAGCAUGUGGCUCAGAUGCCCAAUUAAAUGGAUCGUGAAGUUGAAACUCCCAUUGUGCUACGUGGUAUGUUGAAAUAAAUAGUCCAUUACGGUGCUACAGAUCCCUCAAAAUCCAUCCAAUACGUUGUCGUCGUAGAAGGGUAGAUCAAACCAUUGCCACAUGUCGCUGCGUGAGGUGUCCAACACGUACCGAACACAUCGUCGAAGAAAAACUCUGCACAAAGGGUUGAUUAGCUUCCGGUUCCAUGCGGCGAUAAUGGUUGCGAUAAUAAACUUACUUGUUUGAAUGCUCGGCACAAUCAACAAUCGGGUACUGCUUCUUGUAGCACUGAUCUCGUACAGUAAAAUAAAAGCUUCCCAACUUGUUGGAAAACGUUGUGUUAACCUGACGGAGACAGUU
This is a messenger RNA of Anopheles nili, 1478 nucleotides long. RefSeq names its product aquaporin-11 (gene AQP). NCBI's taxonomy places the organism in Eukaryota, Metazoa, Arthropoda, Insecta, Diptera, Culicidae. The coding region runs from base 96 to 914 and encodes 272 amino acids. Gene Ontology annotation, cellular component: cytoplasm. The record is from RefSeq and is a predicted model, not a curated record. The transcript has 5 exons. Gene Ontology annotation, molecular function: channel activity.